CACAGAUCUUUUGCCAAACAUCAUAAUAAGGUAAGCGUCAUGGCGGCAAUGAAAGAAGUGGUGUCAUUGUAUCAGCAACUGAAAACAGAAUGGAACAAGAAACCACCGAACCUGAACAAAUGUGGAGAACUUUUAACGAAAUUAAAGGUUGGCCUUACACAUUUAAUGUUCUUGCCAACUUCCAACUCGACUGCUUCACAGCAAGAGCUGUUACUUGCAAGAGACAUUCUGGAGAUCGGUGCUCAGUGGAGCAUUGCUAUGAAAGAUAUACCCUCAUUUGAGAGAUAUAUGGCACAACUGAAAUGUUACUAUUUGGAUUACAGGGACCAGCUUCCAGAAUCUGCAUACAAGUACCAACUUUUGGGACUGAAUCUGCUGUCCCUACUAUCUCAGAACAGGGUGGCAGAGUUUCACACAGAGUUGGAGCUGUUGCCUGCUGAUCAGAUCCAGACCAAUGUCUACAUCCGCCAUCCACUUUCUCUUGAGCAGUACCUGAUGGAAGGCUCCUAUAACAAGAUCUUCCUGGCAAAAGGCAACGUUCCAGCAGAAAAUUAUAAUUUUUUUAUUGACAUUCUGCUGGACACAAUUAGAAAUGAAAUAGCAACUUGCUUGGAGAAGUCCUACGAAAAGAUAUCUGUUCAAGAAGCAGCGAGAAUGCUGAACAUGGCGAGUCUUGCUGCCAUGAAGAAAUACGGAGAAAAGAAGAAUUGGACUCUUAAUCCAGAUAAUUACUACUACUUUGGUACUGAGGAGAAGAAGAGUGAAGACCCUCUUCCAUCAAUAGAACUUUCAGAACAAGUGAUAGAUUAUGCAAGGGAACUUGAAAUGAUUGUAUGAGUGAACAAAUUUUUGUGGAAAAUUAAAGCUUUAUUUAAUUUUACUCAUCUGUUGAAAACUUUUGUAAAUAACAAAUGAAAAAAAGUAAAAAGUUUAAUAGUCA
Messenger RNA from Schistocerca serialis cubense, 940 nucleotides. RefSeq names its product 26S proteasome non-ATPase regulatory subunit 8-like. Gene Ontology annotation, biological process: proteasome-mediated ubiquitin-dependent protein catabolic process. The transcript has 6 exons. Gene Ontology annotation, cellular component: nucleus; proteasome regulatory particle, lid subcomplex; cytosol. Lineage: Eukaryota; Metazoa; Arthropoda; Insecta; Orthoptera; Acrididae. The record is from RefSeq and is a predicted model, not a curated record. Bases 40 to 837 code for a protein of 265 amino acids.